GUUCAGUUGUUUGGAGCGGUGAACGUGGCGCGAUUCGUUGGUCGGCCAUAGACGCGGGAUAAGUUUUGCAUUGAAAGUGUGCGAAUUGAGUGCAAAUUCUUUGUUUUUAGUGUGCUGCACUAUCUCAAUCGCGUCGUUACGGUCCAAUUGCUGCAGCAACGGCAGAGUGUUUGUGUGGGGUCCACCAACUUAGGACCUGAUCAUUCGAGCAGGGAGACCCGGUUCUUGGACCGUGAGGCCAAGUCCGAUGACAUCGCGGGUCCGCGCUGCUGUUCCGGAACCGCUGUUUGACUGUUACGACGGCAGAAAGCGCGGGGAGACCGAGUCGAUCUCCAUGCGGUGCCUAGUGCUGUUAUUUUUACUUCUGUAGGGUCGAAUACCAGAAGUGAAAUGUUGUAAAAACAGGCCCUCCUCGAGGGCGAUUGCUUGUAUGUGUGAUAACCACUCUUUUGGAAUAUCAUCGAGUUUAAAGAGUUGCGAAAAAAAGCAAGUGAAAACGUUGAUCUUUUCAAGUCGGUUAAAGUUGUUGCUCGUUUUUUUUAUCAUCAUGUUUUUUUGAUGUAUUACGAUGUCCGAAAAGGAACACGUUUGUGAAGUGCUCUUAGCAGAACUGGUAGGAGAGAAAACAGGGGGACCACCUCCCGAUUUGGACGGACGUGAAGAAAGCCGAGACACGGGAGAGACCUUUUGCAGCCAUGACGCGCGAAUGAUGGAUGAUGCGGUUGACUGAUGAUAGUCGUGGUGAUGAUGAUGAGGAUGAUUACGGCUGAAGUGACGAGAGUUUUUCAGACUAUGGCGAAAAUGUCGUCACCACCGUCGGUGAUAUGGAGUGUGACGGCAAAGGCGGUCAAAUCUUCCAUAGGUUUCUAUCUUUCUCGGAUUUGAUGUGGAGUUUGUUGGCAUGCGACUUUUUUGACGACCAUUUCACGAUGAGUUUCAACGUGAAAGAAUAGUCCUAACAACUAGUUCAAAAGAUCAAAGCUGGGCCCUCCAGGCCAAACAGACACACAAACAGACAACAAAAUGCUGCUCCUUCGGACGCCACUGGCUUCAAUCUCGAUCGAUCGUCACACCAACCAUAGUUACUCUGUGCACUCGCGUGAAUCUCGUGUCUUGACAUUUCAAAGUAUGUACAUACAACCGUCGCCGCCUGCUUGUUUGUUACCAUCGCCGACUUCUGGACCCGAUCUGAUGUGCAUGUGUUCACACAAGUGAAGGAAAAUAAUUACCUCAAUUUCAAUUCGAACAAACGAAAAAAAAACAGACGCAACUGGCCCGAAAAUGGGCUAGGCUAGUGUAGAAUGAGGAAAGAAAGGACCAAUUGACUAAGUGUGGAGCGUCCGAAGUCCGAAGACGAAGUGAACAAAGAAGACCUUCCGCAUCGAAUAGCAUAAGUGAGCGAAAACACAGAAGAAGACGAAAAAAAAAAGUUCAAAGUGUGUAGAACCGAUUAGCGUGUGAAGAAGGGGAAAUCAGCGAGAACGAGUGCUGCAGGGGUGGUGAAGUGGGGGCCUGGACACGGUUCACAGAAUUGUUAAUGGAUCGCAGCCCAGGAGGAGCAACAUCACACUCACCAUCAUCCGGCACUGGGAGGACCGGAUUACAGCAAAUCUUCUGUUUUGUUUUCUGGCGAACAGUGGUCUCUUGUUCCCACAUUGCCGGUCGUUGAAACCUUCGUGGAAACCUGUUUUUACCGGAGCUGCCGUAGCUGAAAAGUACUUCCCGUCAAAAACAACAAACACUGUCCGUCCAGAUGGCGGACUACUGCAGUAGCGGUGGCGGUGGCAGUAGCAGUCCGGUCAGCAGCAAUGGCGGAAGUUGCCUGGGUACCUUUCGACCCUCGGGCGCAUCUGUAGCGAUUGGCGUCUAUCCACAUCACAAGUUAGCCCAUCAUCACCAUCUCAACCGUCAUCACCUCCGGGUGAUUGCUCCGGCAGGCGGCGGUGGCGGUGCGGAGCAGGACGAACAGAAUGACGGUGGCCAUCGGCCGUCCACGGCAGCAAUGCUGGGAACGGUGGUGAUUGACCAUCGCGUACGGAUCAUUCGAUUGACGAGGCCCCAGAACUUUGACAGGCAUCAUCAUCUGCACGGUCCCGGUACCGGUGCUGGAGCUGGUGGGGGAAACGCAGGUGGUGGUGGUGGAAACUUUGGCUUUUCGAUUCGAGGAGGCUUAGAAUACGGGACCGGAUUUUUCGUUUCGGCCGUCGAAAAGGACAGCGAAGCUGACCGGCAGGGAUUGAAGGUUGGCGACCAGAUCGUGCGGGUCAACGGGUACCACGUGGAAGAUGCCGUCCACCGAGAGCUGACACAGUUCGUAGCCAAUCAGGAGCGGUUGGUACUGAAGGUGCGCAGUGUCGGAAUCAUUCCGAUUAAAGAACGCUCAGCUGAUCCGCUUACGUGGCACGUAAUUUCCUUCAACGGCAGCAGCAGCAGCACGAUGGUGGCAUCGUCUCGUUCGAACGGAUCUAGCGGCAACCAAAGUUCGCUGCCCCGUGUCGAACGGACCAGCUGCAGUAGUAGCAGUUCCAGCAGUACCGGGUCCGGUACCGUCGAUGAACUGCCACCGCCAGGACGUGACCUGAAAAUUAUGCUCUCGGUACCUCCGCAAACCAAGUUGGGAUGUGGCAUCUGCAAGGGACCGGACUGGAAGCCCGGCAUUUUUGUGCAGUUCACCAAACAGGGCGGUGUGGCUCGGGAAGCCGGGUUGCGACCCGGUGAUCAGAUUAUGUCCUGCAAUGGAAGAGAAUUUUCCGAAAUCACCUUUGCCGAAGCGGUUAGUAUAAUGAAGGCUUCGCAUGUGCUGGAACUGGUGAUCCGGCCCGGGGCCGGUAUCGACAUGUUCCCGGGAGAGUCUAGUGGGUACAACAGCAGUGCAAGCAGUGUCAACGGGGAUGCAAGUCCCUGUUGGGGCGAAUCGGCUGCCAAACGUUUGAGCAUGGUAAGAGAGGAAUCCGGUCCCAACGAACGGCUAGGGAGCGGCUCAAAAUCCGCUUCGAACAGACGAAACAAUACAACGAUUAUUGAAUUUUCUGAGAAUGGAACCGUGGUGAAUAGUUCUAACAGUUUGAGCAGAACCAAGCCGGAAAGUGAGGACAGAGGGAACGGCAAAAAGCUAGCCGACAUUAGCUUCGUGUCGAAGAAAAGUGAAACGAAAACGAUCAUCGUCGAGGUUCAUCGGAGCGCGUCAACAAAUUCGAUUGACACGGGAUUGUCACCUAGCUCAGGGUCCGCCACGUCUUCCGGACUGUCCAGCAACAUUCCACCUCCACCUCCAUUAUUUGCGGAUAAAAUUCCACCACCUCCACCGCCGAAUACCAACAACAACAACAGUGGCCUGAGCAGUGGAUAUUCGACCACCAACAGCGGCAGAUCUGCUGUCACGGGUCAACAGCGAAGCCCUUCUGCGGUUAGCUUAGCCGAUUCCAGUGCCAGCAGUGGCAUCGAUUGUGGCGGUGGCAGUGGCCUUGGCAGUGCAAUUUCCGAAGAAUUGAAACGAAGAGCGCAGAAGAAAGGAACCUCGACGGCUCUGGAGCCGGCCGCUGCGCUAACCGAACUGGAAAAUAGGCUCAAAGAAAAACGAUUCAGACCACCGAACAGUGGCGGAAGUGACGCGGCCAGACAUUCGGCACUGAUGGACGAAUUCCGGGCCGUACACAAGCGCAUGUUCAAGAACGGAUUCGACAAUGCCGAGCUGAAGAAAACACCUUCCAAAGACAAAUUACCAACGGACGACGGCAGCAGUACCGAAACGGUUCCGGUUGGGCCCGGCGGUAGAAACGGAAAAGGCACGAUGGGCCGAGUAGCUGAAGCCGAACAGGCCAAAGCGAACGGCGAUGUGGCGGAGCUGGAAUCGAUCGAAUCGUUCAAAAUGACCAAUCCAACACCGACAACGAUUCGACCACCGUCCUACUAUUUCUCCCCGCAGGCGACGGGACCACCGACCAUGAAGAAAACGCUGAAACCGAUUGCCGUCACGAUCAGCGAGUACAGCAGCAGUCUCGUCGGCCAGCGGGAUCACCAUCGAUCGUCGGGUGACGUAAAGUCCGGUACCACCGGCACCGUCAACGAGGAGGACGCCAUCAGUGCCUCGAUCGGCAAUCUUCGGAGCGAACUGGAAAAGACCCUGUCGAUGUCGAACCUUCGACUGCGCUGUGAAUCGCGUGAAAAUCUCGUCGAAAGGAUUCAAAUUGGACCCUGCGGACACCACCAGCAGGACCAGCAGGCCAAACUUAGCCGCAGUUCGUCGGUUGCCAACGGAGUUGGACGGAUCGGAGCGGGCAGCGGAUCGGCAGCGGCUAAAACGAUGUCCAACGGCAAUCGCAUAACAAUUGCCAUUUCCAACGAUAAAAAUUAAGCGGACUGGAUGAGAUUUUGCUUUUUUUUGCGUUAACAGUCGAUGGAUGAUUUAUUUAGGGCUAAAUAAAGAUCAGUUUUUUUUUUGUUUAACGAGAGAUUAUCGAAUCGACACGAGGAGUUUGUCAAUGGAAAUGUUUUCGCAAUGUAAAACUAGAAAACUGUAAGUUUUGGUAUUUUGUGUAAUGAAAUUACUUUUGUUUUGUGUAAUCUGUAUCGAAGAUAUGCUCAAAGGCUAUUAUUAAAGAUGUAUUUAUGUUUAUAAUUGUA
This is a messenger RNA of Malaya genurostris, 4623 nucleotides long. Its product is annotated as midnolin homolog. Gene Ontology annotation, biological process: rhabdomere development. Bases 1754 to 4354 code for a protein of 866 amino acids. The record is from RefSeq and is a predicted model, not a curated record. Gene Ontology annotation, molecular function: protein binding. The transcript has 7 exons. Lineage: Eukaryota; Metazoa; Arthropoda; Insecta; Diptera; Culicidae. Gene Ontology annotation, cellular component: cilium; stereocilium tip; stereocilia ankle link complex.